AUGCCUAAGGCCUCGGCUUUACCGUAUCUCAAUGUGAACGCCGCGAAAAACAAUGAAGAGUUCAAUCGUUUGACUCCUGCCACAUUAAGCCCUCGUUCUACUGGAUCACCUCGCAGUCCUGGUUCAGCUCCUGCCUCCCCAUAUUUACAAGGAGGUGCCGUCCCGUCCAUGAUGCACCAUAUUUCUGCAGUUGAAGAUAAUCGAAACGAUUCACAUCAGAUGGCUCCUACUUCCCCUCGGAUAACGGCCAUGCCGGAAUUCCCACCUUCACCAGGGCCACCAUUGUCGCCAAAGCACGGUCGAGACACGUCAAAAGGCUUCUUCUCCAACUUGAUCGCGUCCAAGUCUUCGCAUAAAUUGCAUUCUUCAGAAGGUGCAAUUCCAGAAGCUGUCGAACGACCAAGUGCAAGGAGCCGGGCUAACUCCAAAGAUCGGGCUUUGCACACGGUGAAAAAGCAGGGAUCAACUCCCGAACUGACACGAUAUGCCCAAGGGAAUGGCACAGCCAACGGUCAUCCUCAAACAAGCCACUCAGAAGUGACCGGCUUACAGGUCUCCAGCGAGUCCAUGCAGGCAAAGAAGGCAAAGUCAAAGUUGGGUGGGAUUCUCUCGAGAACCAAAACCCUCAAAGUCGAGGAUAGUCCACCCAGACAGAGAGGUCCCAAUAAUCUCCAGAUUGACCCUGCAUCUCAAACUCGAGACCCUAUCGAACCGUCACCCAAAACUGCACCUAUUCGAGCAGAUUUCCGGGAAAGAGCUCUUGUCAGCGAGAAUGGAGCGACUCUUCGAAACCAAUCAGUGGAUCGCCAACCCCGGGAAGAUUCUCAUUCGAGAAGGGAACGGCAGGCGGCAGCCCUUCCGAUGUCACAGUCAUUCCGCGACGGAUCACUCUUUUCCAACAUCGGGCAAACCGGAAAAGGCAUGGGAGAUCGGCUCGGCAAGGCUGGCAAAGGAUUUUUCGGGAAGAUUACUCGGAGUGGGAGUAGCAAUGAACGUGAUCAUCUCACCGAUGACAAUUAUACGUGUACCACGAUCAACCUCCCGCUUGUCAAGCAAACCCGGAAAACAAGAAUUGCAAGACGGUUGGAGCUAUCCAAAGACAAGACUGAGUUCUGGAUGCCGGCACUACCUUGGAGGUGUAUCGAUUAUCUGAACAUGAACGGUUGUGAGGAAGAAGGACUUUAUCGUAUUCCCGGAAGUGGAAAGGAAGUCAAACAUUGGCAGCGACGUUUUGAUUCCGAGUGUGACAUCAAUUUGUUCGAUGAACCUGACCUUUAUGACAUCAACACCAUUGGUUCGAUGUUCAAGUCAUGGCUACGAGAAUUGCCUGACGAGAUUUUGCCCAAGAGUAUUCAGAACAAGGUUGCCACACAAUGUGCUGGAGCAACAUCUGCGCCUCAACUGCUUCGAGAUGAAUUAUCCCGACUUCCACCAUUCAACUAUUACCUCUUGUUCGCCAUCACAUGCCAUCUUAGUCUCUUGAACAGCUAUGCCGACAAGAAUAAGAUGGAUUAUCGCAAUCUAUGCAUCUGCUUUCAACCCUGCUUGAAGAUCGAUGCUUUUUGCUUCCAAUUCUUGGUCAUGGAUUGGAAGAAUUGCUGGCAAGGUUGCUGGACUGAAAAGGAGUAUCUGGAAGAAGAGUAUCGUUAUCAACAAGAAGGAUCGAUUCAUGAAAGUGAAGAUCUUGCUGUGGAUGAUCGCGCGAUCUCUUCCAGUGGUAGCAGUCAUCAGCCAGCUCCAUCGCUUCCACCGAGAAGUGCUGAUGCUUCAGCUCAGAGGAAGUCAAUGGCACCGAAAAGCAAACAACGAAGUCUGUCAUCAGGUGGAGGAGCUCGGGAACGAUCCAAUAGUGGACACACGACCUCUCAGAGUGUAACUGCCGUGCCUCGAAUGGUGACACCCGAGCCACAGACGUUAACACUCGAUUCCAAGCUCCCUGAACUGACUGGUCUUUCGCCGAUCAGAAUGUGA
Exophiala bonariae is the source of this 1971-nucleotide messenger RNA. RefSeq lists its product as uncharacterized. Gene Ontology annotation, cellular component: cytoplasm. Bases 1 to 1971 code for a protein of 656 amino acids. The record is from RefSeq and is a predicted model, not a curated record. Gene Ontology annotation, biological process: regulation of GTPase activity; signal transduction. Lineage: Eukaryota; Fungi; Ascomycota; Eurotiomycetes; Chaetothyriales; Herpotrichiellaceae. The transcript is spliced from 2 exons.